Amblyraja radiata (thorny skate) is the source of this 4198-nucleotide messenger RNA. Its product is annotated as interleukin-13 receptor subunit alpha-2-like. Gene Ontology annotation, biological process: cytokine-mediated signaling pathway. Gene Ontology annotation, cellular component: external side of plasma membrane; membrane. The record is from RefSeq and is a predicted model, not a curated record. The transcript is spliced from 10 exons. Bases 183 to 1373 code for a protein of 396 amino acids. Lineage: Eukaryota; Metazoa; Chordata; Chondrichthyes; Rajiformes; Rajidae. Gene Ontology annotation, molecular function: protein binding; cytokine receptor activity.
AUAAGUACAAGCUCGCCAAAAUCUCUCGUUCUUGGAAUCGGAGGGAGUUGCCCACAGAUUCUAUCAUAACGUCGGAUUGUCGGCAGUCAGGUUAACCAAAGGGGACACGUUCGCCCAGCCAAGAACACACAGGGUAAUUGAAUCAUUCUGCAGGCACGUUAUUAUUCAGCCAGCUUACAGACAUGUGUCUGAACAUUUUGGAUAUUCUUCUUCCUGCUUUGAUUUUGUGGCCAAGUGUGACAUCAGCAGCACUGACAGUUGACCCACCUACGGACCUACAGAUUAUUGAUCCUGGCCACUUGGGAUCACUUCACAUUCAUUGGAAAGCUCCACUGAGUUUGACCAGUGAGAAAUCAUGUAUGGUCCGAUACAUGUUGACAUACUGUGACGCGGAUUCAACUAAUUGUAAGCGUAUAAUCACCAGGCAACUGAAACACACUGAUGGGUUUAACCUCAACAAGGGAGUAAUUGUGAAGGUCCGGACACUUGUAAAAGAACAUUGUGACGGAUCUGAGCUGAAAAGUGACUGGAUGGAGAUGACGUACUGGCCACUCAUGGAAGGGCUUGCAGACUCCAAAAUCAAGAACUUGCAUUGCAUUGUUUACAACCUGGAAUACAUGGAUUGCUUGUGGAAGAAUGGAGCGAGUGCUCCAAACGACAUCGAUUACAGACUCUAUUAUUGGCAUAAAGAGCUGGAGCAAGUAAUGAAAUGCAAUAAUUACAUACAAAAUCAGGGUCAUAAAGUUGGCUGCCAUUUUUACAAUGACAGUCUCAUCGAGUUUUCUGAUUUCAACAUAUGCAUAAAUGGCACCUCAAGACUGGGACCAGUGAUGCCAGCUUAUUAUACAUUUCAACUUCAGGAUCACGUUAAGCCAGCAGCUCCUUAUGAAAUUAACAUGACUGCAUCAAAAAAUGGUAUUUAUCUAGAGUGGAAGCCUCCAGCUGGUAAAAUAAAACCUCACUGCCUGGAAUAUGAAGUUAAUUUCUCAGGAAAAAACACUGACUGGGAGUCUAAAGCACUUCCAGACGAAACUACAUCUACAUUCCUGAAUAUAACUGUGAAAACAAAGUUCUGCGUCCAUUUAAGAGCAGCUGUCAACAUGUAUUGUGCUGAUGAUAGCUUUUGGAGUGAGUGGAGCUCUACACAGUGCUUGAGAGACUAUCCAGCAGAAGAGGAGCAUACCAUUAUCAAACGUAACUCGUUCAGAGAGCUGAUUUUACUCGCAGCUUUGGCAUCAAUCUCAUUGGCAUUACUUGUGGGUGUUCUUGCCUGCUGGGUCAGAUGGAAACGAUCAUUUUCAAAGAAAAAGGUUAACACGUUACUCACUGAAGAAACCAAAAGCGUCAAUGAAAGAAACUGCCUUAACUGUUGAAAUAUUCUAAAAUAAUAUUACUGAUUGUUAAUACUAUCUACUAAUUGCAUUCUAAAUGUAUAUCUUUUUUUUUAUCUUGCAUAUAAAAAUAAGCUUGUAUGUAUUGAGCCAUUGAUAUUUUAAAUGCUCCGGAAAUGUUUAUAGUGUUAACAGUCACAUUGCAAGGUCAGGGUAACCUUAGAUAAGGCAUCAUUGCAGCAGUUAUUUUCAAAUUCAGUAAUUUAGAAAAACUCAUUCUGCAACUCACAAGACAUUUCUCGUGAAAAUUUCAAUUAAGAAAUAUUUUCCGGGAUGCCAUAAAAAGUAGGAAAGGAAACAAUGGAGACUCUGACCUUAACUGGUCUUGUCUGGUGUGCUAGAAGAUUGAUAUCAUGCCUUGGAAAGGGAUUACAGCACAAAUAACAAACUGUUGGAGGAACUCAGUGGGUCAGGCAACAGCAGUGGAGGGAAAUGGACAGAUGAUUUUUCGAGUCAGAACGCUUCUUCAGAUUGAAGGAUGCCACUUUGAAGAAGAUCUCUUUCUGCAGUUCCUCCAGCAAUUAGGUUUUUUUUUUUCAGCAUUUGCAGUCUCUUGUGUUUACUAAUUGCAGUAAUAUCUGCUUGACUUUAGUUAUGGGAAUUAAUGGGGAAAUAGAAUGAGCUGCAAUAUUGAUUGUCAUCUGUAAAAGCACCAGGGGCAAUCAAGGGUUGGUUGUGGCACUAUUUAAGAAUGGAGGGAGAGAAAAACAGAACUACAGAUCUGUUUAUCAUAGGGCAGAUACUAGAAUCUAUAAUGGAUGGUGUGUUAACCAUACCGCUCAAAAAGAAUAAGAGGAUUGACAAAGUUGACAGAAUUUAUUAAGGUAAAUCUGUUGAGGUUUGUUUAGGAUGCACCUAGUGGAAUAAAUAAGUGGGUAACUAAUGCAUGUAUUUUGAUUUUUGAAAAUCAAUAUGUUGUACACAAGUUGAUACAGUUAGAGCACAUGGAAUUCGGGGUACAAGUAUGAAUGAAGUAUUGACUAUUGGAUAUAAAGCAAAGGAUGGGAAUAAGUGCACCUUUCUCUGACUGGCAUGCUGUGACCAGUGUGGCAACACUAGAACAGAUGCUUGGAUCCCCAGUUAUUUGCAAUCUAUAUCAAUGAUUCCCUGAAAGUGGCAAUACAGGUCAGUAGGGUGAUGAAGAAGGCAUGUGGGGUGCUGGCCUUCAUGCUUUGAAUCAAAGGAUAUAAAUAUUGAGACCUUAUAUUGCAACUUCACACAAGUUAGAGUUAUGCAGCACAGAAAUGGAUCCUUUGGCUCACAACCUCCAUGCCAACAUUUUUGACCAUCUCAUGUCCAUGGAGUACUAGAUGUUGAGUCCCAUGUUCACAUGGGAGGGCUGGUCCCCCAAUGCAAUAUUCCACCUCUCCACCAAUUCCAAUAUUGGUGGCAAGUAGGGGGGGGGGGGGGGAGGCUUUCUGGAGCGCUAGUAUGGGUUUGUGGGCUGAAAGGACUGGUUUCCAGAGGGCUAGUAUGGACAUUGUCUGCCAAAUGGAUUCUUGGGCUGGCAGCUCAGUCACUCAAGCCUGGUGUGCUGGCAGCUCACUCACUCACGACCGGUGGGCUGGCAGUUGACUUAUGCUAUUCCUUGAAAUUCCAUUUCAAGCAGAGUGCAGGCCACCAAAUUCAAAUGAAGCUUCCUACCAUUUUAAGCAGGGUGCAAGGCCACCAAAUUCAAAUGCAGUUUCCUACCAUUUUAAGCAGGGUGCAAGGCCACCAAAUUCAAAUGCAGUUUCCUACCAUUUCAAGCAGGGUGCAUGGCCACCAAAUUAAAAUGCAGUUUCCUACCAUUUCAAGAUGAGUGCAAGGCCACCAAAUUCAAAAGCAGUUUCAUACCAUUUCAAGCAGGGUGCAAGGCCACCAAAUUCAAAAGCAGUUUCCUACCAUUUCAAACAGGGUGCAAGGCCACCAAAAGCAGUUUCCCACCAUUUCAAGCAGGGUGCAAGGCCAUCGAGGUGACCUUUCCCUCCCCCAUCUUUCAGAGACUGAGCCACUUCUGGGUUUUAUAGUCCCUCCCCCUCCCAUCGGAAGGGGCGUGGCCUUCAUGGCAGUGAUUGACAGGAGAGAGAAUCUCAACAUUUUUUAAAUACCAAUAACUCUUCUAUUUUUCAUCGAUGGGAAAAAUCCUGUGCAUCUGAUGAGGAAGACUGAGUAAGAUGGCCAAAAAUCAUAGCCAUAAGUGGUAGCGUUUUUUCUAAAAUCAAUAUACAGUGCAAACAGGAAGUGGUCAAGUUUAGACUUUUAAUUAUAUAGAUUGUCUGAUGUUCCAGCUGCCUCUCUACCGGAAGGAUGAGAUUGUGCUGCAAAGAUUAUCCAGGAUGUUGGUUGAUUAGACGACUUUGCUGGAGUCAAACCUGAUGAGCUAGAGCCUGGCUAGAUAAUUAGACUAGUUGCCAAGAUAGUUGGAAUGUCAUACUAUGUGAGAUUGGGUAGACGGGGAUGUGUAUUUUUUUAAUUCUUCAAAAGUAUGAGAUGAGACAACUUCUAAUAAGUUAUAACAUUCUAAAAGGCCUUCAUACGCCAGUUGCAAUGUAAAUGGUGAUUGAUUGCUUGCAGAACCCAGAGGAGAAACUACCAUCCUCCGAUAAAAAUCGUCGUACUCUUUCAAAUCUGUAAGUCUAGCAACAUUUUUAGUUGUUCUAAUAGUAUUCUCUUUACAAUGCUAAGAACUAUGUUCUGCACUCUGUAUCUUUCCCUUUGCUCUACCAAUUUUACUUGAGUUUAGCUCAAUUGUAUUUAAUUAUCUCAUUUGAUAGCAUGUAAAACAAUUUUUCACUGUACAAUAAUAAACCCAAUCUAAACCUCAA